CCGCCAUGUUUGAGAAUGUUAUAAACAUCAAGCGCGCGCCGUUCACACAGUCGGCGUUUGAUGAAUUACAUCUUAUGUCCAACGACGACGACCGGAAGUCUAUUGCAGAUCGUUUGAAGUCCCGCUGCAACUGCUCAAAGCAAAAGAUCUUCAAGUUUCUCGCCGGUUAUCUGCCGCUGAUAAGGGUUAUUCGUUACUAUAACUUCAAAGAUUACUUUGUAACGGAUGUCCUCGCAGGAAUCACCAUCGGUAUUCUGCAUAUACCCCAGGCGCUUGCGUUCGGAUUGCUCACGUCCGUGAAGGUUGAAAACGGCCUUUACACCUCGGUGUGGCCCGUCAUUCUGUAUGUGAUCUUUGGAACGUCUGCUCAUGUAUCGAUGGGGACCAGCGCUGUUAUAUGCAUUGUCUGCGCCGCGGUUGUCGAUCGGCACGCUGACGCGUUCAAACUCGCAAACUCGCAUCUGAUGUCAAACGUGUCCGGAAAUGCAACUGUCCACUGGGAGGACAUCCCGGAAUUUAUGGAUUACAAAGAAGACACCGCCAUGGGCAUCACAUUUUUUACGGGUCUCAUCUUAAUUGUCAUGGGUCUUCUCCGGCUUGGCUUCAUUACCGCCUAUCUUUCCGCUUCUUUCUACAGUGCCUUCACUUCGGCGGCAGGGAUUCAUAUUGCAGUAAGUCAACUCGCACCUAUAUUUGGACUUAACAUUCCGAAAUACGCCGGCGUUUUUAAAAUCGUCAAAACAGUUGUCGCAAUCAUUAUGGCUAUCCCAGAGACAAUUGCUGGCGCUUUUAUCAUCGCGUUUGUUUCUUCAGUAGCUAUCCUGUUUGUAAAAGACUAUCUGAAUGACAAAGUAAAGCACAAAAUACCCAUACCUAUACCGGUUGAAUUAAUCGUUGUCAUCGUCUCAACACUCGUUUCAUACUUCGCUGAAUUGAAUGCUAGAUUCAGAGUGCCUAUUGUGAAGUCGAUACCGAACACAAUUCCAGCCCCAGCUCUACCUAGCUUCCACGGAGCCGAUGCAUACUUUGUUGAUUGUUUCGUGCUCGCUAUCUUGAUUUUCGCCAACACUAUCGCUAUGGCAAAGAUUUGUGCAAAGCGACACAACUAUGAGAUCGAUGACAGCCAGGAACUAAUCGCUUAUGGAAUGUGCAACUUUGCCUCAUCUUUCUUGAAGUGCUUCCCGUCGGCAGUCGCACCACCUCGGUCUAUGGUGGCAAGCCAAAUGGACACGAAGACGACGAUUUGCGGGGUUUUCUCCACUAUUUUGUUGAUUCUGUUAAUUUUGGUAAUGAGCACGCUCUUUGAACCUCUUCCAAAAUCGGCACUUGCAGCCAUCAUUAUCGUGUCACUGAAAGGUCUUUUUAUACAACUGAAAGAUUGUGUGCGGUUUUGGAAAAUCAACAAGAUUGACUUUGUCAUUUGGUUCAGCACGCUUGUGAGCACUGUCUUCUUGGACAUCGACUUCGGAUUAGGAGUUGGUGUCGUUGUUUCAUUGAUCACAGUUGUCUUCCAGGCACAAUUUGCACGGGGAUAUCGCGUAGGUAAAACGGUGAGAGAUACAGCACUUGUUGAGCACAAAAGAUAUGCAGACUCCGUUGAAAUAUCGGGCGUUCGCGUCUUUAGAUUCCACUCCAAUUUGUUCUUUGCUAGUGCGGAAAUAUUUCGUUCAGCUUUAUACAGCGCGACUGUCAAUCCAAGGAAACUGUUGAAAUUCAUCAAAAAGCAGGAAAGGAAACGCGAAAAGGAAGAAAAGAAACAAAAACUUUCGGACACAUGCUCCCAAAAGUCCGAAGGGCAGAUCUGCAUUGAUAUCCCUGGAAUCACCGUGAAUGAAAUGAAGGAUGCUAGUGAUGAAUUUAAAGUUGUUGAUGCAGUUGAAAUUGCAACAAUCAGUAACGACAAACCUCUUGUUAACAAAAAGGAUAGCGUAACAUCGAAUGGCUCCGGUAGUCGCACGUCCUUGUCAGGUGUCGACAAUCCGGCGUUUGUCAAUAAGGAAAACAGUUAUGGAACAACAUUAGAGCUACCCUUUGAGUAUAACUUACACAAAAGAAAUAUGAGUAUCGUUACCAUAGCAACCAUAGGCUCUCUGAUAGACGAAUCAGUCGACCCUGAAGACGGAGAGGAGGUUGUUACGGAUGAAAAGAUCCGACGAAUGCGCCGAGUGCAUCACAUCGUUCUUGAUUUUUCGACGGUGAAUUAUAUGGAUGUUUCCGGUGCGAAUGUUAUAACGCACAUUUACAAAGAAUAUUCUCACGUCAAUAUAAAAGUGUUCCUAUCAAACAUUUCAUACGAUGUCCGUCAGAUAAUGGCUAACGCUGACGUCUUUGACACUGUUCCAAAAGAAAAUAUUUUCAUUGACAUUCUUGAUGCUGUAGCUGUGGCUAAGCUGGAGAUGAUCUUGCCGUUUCCUGAGGAAGGUCUUGAAGACUUCACCAUCGAAGAAGCCGCUGAAGACAAUAAUGUCACACAUAUUGGUUAAAACGGCUAACCAGCAUUCAAAAACACUCAGCAAAUUAUUUUUGAACAGUUUGUUUAGCGAAUAUGUACAGUAUUUUUUAGAAAUCAAAGUUCUUACGUUUAUUUGCUUAAGCGAGUUUUUGUUCAGUGUUUGGUGGGAAUGCGUGUGUUUCAUUUUGUUUAAAAUGAUAAGCCAAUGUAAAGUAAUUAUCAAAAUAUAAUAACAACAAUACAAAUAUGUUUAGCGUUCAUAUAAUGAAAACAAGUCUUAAACAAAACAGACUGUAUACUCUAUUUAUAGAUUUCACGCUGUUUUAUGAAAUAUUCAGAUUGUUGUGUGUCGUUCGGGAUGAUAAAUGUGCUCAACGAAAUGUAGUGCUCGCAGUGGAUAAGUGAUAACAUUUAUGACAAAAUAACAAUUUGUAUGUAAAUUAAAUGCCACUUCUUAUAAACUAUGUAUGCAUAGAUGUUAAAUGUAAUUAAGAAUGUAUUCACUACGUUAUCGUAUGUAUAUUUAUGGUAAUAGACAUGUAAAUUAAAUAGUAAAAUAAAUUAAUUUGUACAUUUCAACUUCUUUUGAUAGUACUUUUGAAAUGGAUUAACUGGCCUUCACUUAUAUUUGUUAUUGGACAACAUAAAUCACCUCAUGAAUACACAAAUAAGUGAAAUGCACGUGUAUAUUUAUGUCCGUAUAUGCCACUUAAACGUGUUUGUUUGUAAUCAAGAAAACUUAUUUAGGAACUCGCUGCUUGUUUUGUGAUUUAUAUUCUGAUGUCAAUUGCGAGAUCACAGCACUCCAUUACUUAGUUUAACCCAUUCAUGCCUAGUGGAUUUUCCCAUCCUUCUUAAUUAGAUCAAUUUAUUUCCAACAUUAGGUAUGUCUAGUAUAUUUAUUUCUAUAUUUAGAAUAUUUCUUACGGAAAUUCCUUUAAGCAAACAGCGCAUACCCAGAUGAGACGCCGCAUAAUGCUGCGUCUCAUCUGGGUCUACGUUGUUUGCCAAGGCCUUUUUUCUAGACGCUAGUCCUAAAUGGGUUAAUUUCAUUAUGUAAGCGAGUCUGUUCAUUAAGUUCAUUUUGACCGAGCUGUGUGAAAAGGGUGUUUAAUGCAUGUGCAUACAGUGUCGUCCCAGAUUAGCCUGUGCAGUCCGCACAGGCUUAUUAGGGACGACACUUUCCGCUUUUAUGGUAUUUUUCGUUUACAGAAAGUCUCUUCUUAGCUAAAAAUCUAGUUCAGGCGAAAAUUGCGCCUAAUUUAUUUUUUAAAAUUUUGACUGUACCAAAGGCGAGUUUUAAGAUCGUAUUAUGUAAAUUAAUUUUCAUAAGGAUUGUAAUGUGCUGUUCAAAGUGUUUUAUGCUAUCAAAAACAUAUAUAAAUCGUAUCGAGCACGUUAUUUUCAAUGUAAAAAACACAACUAACAAUAUGUUUAUAAAACUUUUUACUCAUUAUAUGAUUUGUCAAAUAGAUGCAUGUAUGAAUAGUGUACUAAAUUAUGUUUUGUAUUAUAUUUGAUUGUAACGGUGAAACAGAAGGUUUGGUAAAUUUGAACAUAUUUGCCUGCUACUUUUGAUCUGGAUAUAUGCUCUUCCAUUUGUUUAUGACAUUCACAUAUGUAAUUGUACAAUACAUCCAUGUAUGCAAUCAAACAUGAAUACAAUGCGUGUGUAUAUUUAUACAUAAAUGCGAUUAAUUAUGUGUAAUCAAGAAAACAGAUUUUACAAUCGUCAA
Messenger RNA from Dreissena polymorpha, 4188 nucleotides. Its product is annotated as prestin-like. Gene Ontology annotation, cellular component: membrane. Gene Ontology annotation, biological process: transmembrane transport. Gene Ontology annotation, molecular function: chloride transmembrane transporter activity; oxalate transmembrane transporter activity; bicarbonate transmembrane transporter activity. The record is from RefSeq and is a predicted model, not a curated record. The coding region runs from base 6 to 2483 and encodes 825 amino acids. NCBI's taxonomy places the organism in Eukaryota, Metazoa, Mollusca, Bivalvia, Myida, Dreissenidae. The transcript has a single exon.